AUUCCAAUACUUUGCUGAACUCGACAACUUUUUUGCAUCACCUGGCCCUACUCCAAAUGACACAAACAGUUUGGAGGUUAUAUCGCGUCACCUUGAGGAUCAUAUUACCACUAUUGCGAUGUUCUUAUUGCUUGUGGGUAAUAAUGCUCAACAAAACCUUGUUGAAAGAACAUUAUGCAUGAAUCUUGAAAGAAUUUACGAGUUACUUCAGGAGAUGUUGGCUGAAAUAACACUUCAGGCAGAAGCUGAUAUACAAAGGCAUUGUAUGGACACGCAUUCUGCAUCUCAGAGAGGAAGACCAAAGUACAACAUAACAGCUGCUCAACUGACUAACAUGCGGGACUUAGGAUUUAGCUGGAUGGCCAUAUCUCGAAUACUGUCUGUCAACAUUCGAACACUGUACAACCACAGGACACAGCUUGGUUUACUGGACUACGGGAAUUUCAAUAACAUUUCAAAUGAUGAUCUUGAUUAUCUUAUCAAUGAGGUUCUUAGACAAACCCCUGGCUCUGGAGAGACUUACAUCACUGGUAGUUUGAGAGGGAGAGGAAUCCGAGUUCAACGAUGGCGAGUGCGAGAGCGAUUAAGAAUUGUCGAUCCAGUAGGAAGAAUGUUAAGAGGACGGAGGGCAAUUCAGCGGAGGGUCUACAAUGUUUCUAUCCCAAAUCAAGUGUGGCAUAUUGACACAAACCACAAGAUAAAUCCAUGGGGAUUUGUCUUUCAUGGAGGAGUUGAUGGAUAUAGUCGCUGCAUUACCUACCUGAGAUGCUGCACAGACAACAGAGCAUCAACUGCAUUACAACUUUUCCAGCGUGCUGUUGAUGUUUUUGGGCUCCCACAACAUGUCAGGGGUGAUGCUGGUAGUGAGAAUAUUGAUAUUGCAAGUUCCCUGUAG
Sphaeramia orbicularis (orbiculate cardinalfish) is the source of this 895-nucleotide messenger RNA. RefSeq lists its product as uncharacterized. Gene Ontology annotation, molecular function: nucleic acid binding. The transcript has 4 exons. Gene Ontology annotation, biological process: DNA integration. NCBI's taxonomy places the organism in Eukaryota, Metazoa, Chordata, Actinopteri, Kurtiformes, Apogonidae. The record is from RefSeq and is a predicted model, not a curated record. Bases 119 to 895 code for a protein of 258 amino acids.